AUGGGGGUGGUGAGAUCGUGGUCCGUGGACUUACAUAGUUUCGGGCUACACACGAGUACCACGCAAAUAGGCUCUGGUCGUUUCACUGAUGAAGAUAUUUUCGAACUUUCACCGACCUACAAGAGUGUCACCGUAUUCUACGACUGCAACCCUUUUCGUCUCCAUUUUACGAGUUUCAUCGUGAACGUUCCUACGAGUUUUGUUACAAACGAGAAAGAGUUGAAUAUGAUCGAUUUGGAAAGAGUUUUAAGAAAUGGGUUUGAGGUGAAAAUGAAGAUCGAUGAGAACGAAAUAUGUGGCUUCAACGAAAUCUUGCCAUUUGGAGUUACUUGCGGUCCACUCCAUCCACCACCAACUCCAACUGAUCUGAAUCAAAUCAUGUACAAUCUCCCCACUUCUUGUCUGGUCUUUUUGCUCCUCUUCUCCUUAUUCCACCAUCUUUCUUCUGCUUCAAGUAAACAAGAACAUGGAUGGUGUGAGACUCUGUUCCAAUGUGGCAACGUCACCGUUGGUUUCCCUUUCUCCGGAGGGAAUCGUCCCCAGUUUUGCGGUCAUCCAUUGCUACAGCUUCACUGCUUUAAAGAUCAAACCUCUAUAAUCAUCUCAAACCAUCUAUACCUUGUUCUUGAUAUAGAUCAAGCAUCUAACACUCUUAGACUCUCCAGAGCAGAGCUUAUAGGUUCUUUUUGCCUCGCUACAUUCACUGCCACAACUUUACCUCCAGAAAUCUUCGAGCUUUCGCCAAACUACAAGAACCUCACUGUUUUCUACGUCUGCGACCCUAUGCUUCAUUACCAUUCGAGCUAUAAAUGUCCUGGUAGAGGUCCUGUCUCAAUGUCUGAAAACCACGAUUAUCAUAGUUCCUGCGAUGACAGUUUCAUGAUUAACGUUCCAAAGAGCUUCGUUCCAGAAGAGAAAGAGUUAAAUAGAAGCAAGUUGGAGAGUGUUCUAAGUAAAGGCUUUGAGGUGAUAGUGAAGAUCGAUAAGAAAGCUUGUCAAGAAUGUUCAUCUUCUCACGGAAUCUGUGGCUUUGAAAAUACCACACAGGUUUGCUGCAACGAAUCCUCAUCAUCAGAAUGCAAGAAACUUACCUACAUUCGGAUUUAG
This is a messenger RNA of Microthlaspi erraticum, 1107 nucleotides long. Lineage: Eukaryota; Viridiplantae; Streptophyta; Magnoliopsida; Brassicales; Brassicaceae. The record is from the annotation of a GenBank genome assembly.